Molecule: messenger RNA, 1005 nt
Organism: Rhipicephalus sanguineus (brown dog tick)
Lineage: Eukaryota; Metazoa; Arthropoda; Arachnida; Ixodida; Ixodidae
Exons: 13
Coding region: 53-943 (296 amino acids)
Biological process (GO): negative regulation of chemokine activity
Molecular function (GO): C-C chemokine binding
Source: RefSeq, a predicted model, not a curated record
CCGCGCCGGAGAACCAAGCACAGGCGGGAUCUUCUUCGGAAAACGAAGCAAGAUGAAAUGCUCCAGGCAUUCUGAAAGACUUCUUGCUCACCUCCUACUUGCCGCUGUACGAAUAUCGAGCGCUAUUUCGAAUCAGGAGGACGACACUGACCUAUACGAUUACAGUUACGAUUAUAAUGAUACUUUGGACAACAUUGAUGCAUACACACCAAGGGCAGACGUAGCGCGUCCAAGUUUGGACCUGGGUAAUUUUUCUGGAGAAUAUGAUUUCGUAACGGACUUCUGCGUAAUCGAUGGUGUAAACGCUAAUGGAAACGUGACUGCAGUUGGCUGCAAUGCCUCGUGCACAGAGACUGGGCCCAAAGCGCUAAAGAAUGGUACCGUGUGUGUUGCGAUGUCACAGGAACAACUGAAAUCGCAAGUUGCAUACAAAAACUUCUCUUGCCGUCUAGGCUCUUGUAACGAAGACGUUUGCGUAGCAAUCGUCACGGCACUCAGGGGAACAUAUGCUACAAACAUCACAUUUGGAAACCAUACAAUUGUUGUUGAAAUCGUCGACAGAGGUAAUCAUACGCACAAUAAUUCGGCAUCACUACUUGCAAGCAUCUUCGGUAUCAAUGAAACGGCGAACAGCUCGGAACUUGAUCUUGGGAAUUAUUAUUAUGGUGAUGUCUGCCUAUAUGAUGCUGUGAAUAGUAGUUGCGGCCCGGUAUCAAUUGGGUGCAACAUGUCGUGUUUAGAAGAAGGACCUGGACUGUUGCCUAAUAAUACGCUCUGCGUAGUAAACGCAACACUUCCGGAGGUCCAGGAAAUGUCGAACUACGCUAACUUUUCCUGCCUUUUGGGCAUGUGUAACAAUGGCACUUGUGUGAGCUCUGGGAACACUACAUUGUGCGAAAAGGUCCCUGUUAUGACAGUGAGCUUGGAAAAUAACAUGGCAUGAUAUUGAAAAUACAUAAGGAGCAAGCCAAUGAAAAUAAAGACUUGUGAUGUGGUACCUUUGAA